Myodes glareolus (Bank vole) is the source of this 536-nucleotide messenger RNA. It is a transcript of the gene Leap2, whose product is annotated as liver enriched antimicrobial peptide 2. Gene Ontology annotation, biological process: defense response to bacterium; antimicrobial humoral immune response mediated by antimicrobial peptide. NCBI's taxonomy places the organism in Eukaryota, Metazoa, Chordata, Mammalia, Rodentia, Cricetidae. The record is from RefSeq and is a predicted model, not a curated record.
AGAUGUCAGCCUAUAAAAGGAAACGAGAACUGCCCUCUGGCCUUCAGGCUCCAACAUCUUCCUUUUGCCAAGAUGCUACAGCUCAAACUCUUUGCAGUGCUCAUGACUUGCCUGCUGUUGUGGAGCCAGGUCAAUGGCUCCCCAGUACCAGAACUGAGUUCAGCAAAGAGAUCCCGGAGAAUGACCCCAUUUUGGAGAGGGGUUUCCCUCAGGCCCAUUGGUGCUUCAUGUCGGGAUGAUUCGGAGUGUAUCACAAGACUAUGCAGAAAAAGACGCUGUUCUCUAAGUGUGGCCCAGGAGUGAUGUCCAUACCAAGGGAAAGUCAGCUCCAACAGUGCUCCGUUAUAUGGAAUAUUGGUUAACUGCAUUUAAGUGAAGCAACCUUGUGUUUUUAAUAUUUAAAGACAGAUUCUUGCUUUAAACUGGCCUCCAUUUCUUCUUAGAAUGUUGUUGAUACAUAGAUGUUGUACAUAGACGUAACUAAGUUUGUCAGAGUUUAUUUUUCUAUAAAUACUAUUAAAUAUCUCAAAUCCAAA